Molecule: messenger RNA, 1541 nt
Organism: Tarenaya hassleriana
Lineage: Eukaryota; Viridiplantae; Streptophyta; Magnoliopsida; Brassicales; Cleomaceae
Exons: 3
Coding region: 524-1456 (310 amino acids)
Source: RefSeq, a predicted model, not a curated record
CAACCCAAAUGUCCUACAGGUCAACACAUUUCAUGUCAUUGAAUUGCUCUGCCAGCGACGAAAGUUCCCAGCUGCAGCCAUCUAUCGUCGUUUUCAUUUGCUCUCGCCGCCGGUUUAUCUUCUGUUAGGAUGGCGUUUACUUUGCCACAUCCCUCUUCUCGUUUGUUUGCAUUUUGACCCGAUUGCCCUCCUCUUCAAAGUAGAAUCUGGGUUUCGAUCAAUUCCUCGGUUUCUGCUAUUACUGGAUCGGAUCGAUUUGGCACGUAUAUGGAUGGGUUCGUGAAAGAGGGAGAGCUUUUGGCUUGCGUGUCCUGUUUCUCUCAUAUCUUUAUAGGAGAUUCUUUCGCCCAAAUGCAUGAAUUGAUCAUGGACAUAGAUGUAGAUUUGGCGUAGAUGCUGUGGAAAUUGAAUUGAGGCGUCAAGCGGUCGGCACAUGUCCCACAGGCUUUAAUUAUCGUUCCUCUGCGUCGUUACUACGGUGGUGGAGUAAGAUUCAAUCAGUUUUUAUCGCAUCUUCCAUAUCAUGUCUGAGGCAAAGCGACCUACUUCUGCCUCCACGCGAAUAAUCACCACAACCCUCCUCGACUCCAUCAUUAUCCUCUUCAGGAACAAACGGAUAUUCCUGUCAAUCUUCACGUUUCUCACCCUCCCUCUCUCGGCCCUUCACUUCUGCCUGACCCUUUUGUCCUUGCAUCUCAAAGACCAUGUCUUCCAUUUAGAAGCCCUUGCAAAUGUCGUGCAUACACGGUUUGAGGCUAGGCAGAUCUGGCAAGAAUCCCGGGAAGAUGCUGUCUCACUUUUACGUCUCAAGUCCCGAUUUUUCAUCCCCUCCUUCAUCCUCUCCUGCAUCUCCUGCAUAACCGCUACCACGUCCAGCUCUGUAUCAUAUCAUGGUCAGAACCCGUCUCUUAGGACUGCUUCUGCCUCUGUCAAGUCCUCCUGGAUGCGUGUCACCGUCACCUCCAUCACUAUAUACACACUGCUCUUCCUCUACUCUGCAAUCCCGUUGUUCCUAUCAGCUUUCUUCCAUUCCAUGCCGGCCUUGCGUUUCCCGUUCAUGGUUCUCAGUCUUUGCGUUGAGGUCUAUAUGAUGGCAGUAACAGGGCUAGGACUUACUGCCUCGGCAUUGGAAGAGCAAUAUGGUUUGGACGCCGUCUGGGUUGGUUCGUCGUUGAUGAAAGGGAGAAGGGUGUCUGGAUUGGCAUUGUCGGGUGGGUUUGUGUUUCUGUCAAGUUUAAUGGGGAAUGCGAUGGAGAAGAGAGCAAGGGCUGUACAAGUGGCAGAGGCAGAGUCGUGGUGGGGGGCAAUGGCAGCUGGCGGCUGGGAUGGGGCGGGGCUGGUGCUCUUAUAUGCAGCUGAAGUGUUGAUUGGUUAUGUCGUUACUACCGUUUUCUACUGCGAGUGUAAGAGACGCCAUGAGAACAGAGAUGAAGAUGUUGUCCUUGUUGAUCUCUGAUCGAUUUCCGUUUUUGAUUUCUUUCCAUCUGUGUCGGGUGUUUGUAUUCUUCGUUGUAGGCCAAGAAAUGAUAGCAAGUCUGAUA